UCGUCCAUUCCUUCCCUCGCGGAACAUUCUGGUUCCCACAGGUAUUCUGGAAGCAAACGAUCCUCACUGAGGUCACAAAAUUUUAACCAGUCCCCAUACUCUUCUCCUGUGUUGAAUUCUCCACCAAAUACCUCAAACAUAACUCUCGUCUUGGAAUCCUCAAAUGAUGCAUUUCAAACCAAGAAGAUAGAUCUUACCGAAGGUGUAUCAGUUAAAAUAGGAAGAACGACCAAUAAAAAUACUGCGCCGACAGAAACAAAUGGAUAUUUCGAUAGUAAAGUUCUUUCUAGAACUCAUGCCGAAGUUUGGACUGAAAACGGAAAAGUUUAUAUCAAAGAUUUGAGAUCUAGCAACGGUACUUUUGUCAAUGGCAGGCGUAUAAGUGCGGAAAGUAAGGAAAGUGAAGCAGUGGAACUAAAUAACUAUGAUAUACUGGAGUUUGGAAUUGAUAUCAAUAAUGAAGAUCGUAAGUUAAUGUUCAGUAAGGUGACCGCAAGGGUGCAUAUAUCUUCGUCAAACUUUGAUACUUCAAAUGGACAUAGCUUUAAAGGUGAGUCCAUCCACAAACGAAUAUUUGAUCCCGAAAGUUCCAUAUACGCUACCUUGGAGUCUGAGUUGCAUUGGGCUCGCGAUGAAAGCCGUCGCUUGGUAGAACUAAAUAAUAUUAUUGGUGAUAUGAGCAAAUAUGUUGAAAACAAAAGUAACAAACUAUAUUCAGACGAAAAUUUGGCACUUUUCCGAAAGAUUGAAGAAACUCAGGCUAAAAUUAAUGAACAUUUGGAAAAAUGCGAAAUUGAAAAGAAUGCGAGACAGCAAAAGCAUCAGUCAAAUGUGAAGAAUGUACAGGAAAAUUCAAAGCUAACAAUGUCAAAUGACACUGAGGAAGCUUUUGGUGUGGAUCAUCAGAUUAAAGAAUUAUCAAGCAAAUUAGCUCAUACAGAAGAACAAUUGACCGAGGAACACAUGGCUCGCUCCAACAAUGAGGAGGGAUUACGUCGUCAAGUAACAGAAAUGGCUUCACAGCUAGAAUUUACACGCGGCGAAUUAGAAAAUAUGAAACAUGUGCAUGAAACAAAAAUUCAAGAACUAAACCAGCAAACCUACAAUAUGAUCAAUCAAUUGAAUAAUGCUCACGAAGAACUUGGAAAAAUUCGUGCUUUAUAUGGGGCCGAUGCUGAAAAUUUCAAACAUACACAAGAAAAUUAUGAAAAAGCACGAUCCAUUUCUGUAAAUCCUUUGGAUUCGAAUCAGAACUUCAAUUUCGGAGAAAUUCAACACGCAAAUAUUUUUGCUGAGCUCUUGGAGUUAAAAACAAAAUAUGAGAAGAUGUUUACCGACCAAGAAUCUCUUGUUAACAGAAUCAAUACAGAGCAUGCAUCCCUGAUUGCAAACAAAGAUAAUCAAAUUGGUGUUCUUCAGGAAGAAAGAUUAGAUUUUGCGAAUCAGUUUGCGCAAUUUAGAAAGGAAACACUAAAUGCUUUGGACACGGUGAAAAAGCAACUAAGUGCAGCCCAAGAAACAAUAUCAUUGAUAACAAAUGAAAAUGAGUGUCUCAAUAGUAGACUCGAAAAAGCUUUGACAGAAAAUGAAAGGAUAAAGAUAGAAAAUAUUGAGAUAAAAACGGAAUUUGAACUGUGGAGAAAGGAAAAACAAGAAGAGAUCGAAACUUACGAGAAUUUGGAUAACGUUGAUGGUCCUUCCGUAAAAGGUUCUAAUAAUAUCCGAUUCAGACCACUUAAUCAACAUAAGAAGCAAGAGUCAACUGUCAAAGAUUCAGAAUGGACUGAUAAUGAGUGGGGCGUUGAAAAUAAUAUAAAAGAUAUUACCAUAGCUUCAAAUGAAAAGGCAGAUGAAAAAGAAUAUAAAAAGUUUAUUGGAACGAUUGGUGUUGUGUUAGUAGGAUUUGGAGGUUACUUAAUAGCAAAAUUUUGUAAUUAA
Molecule: messenger RNA, 1938 nt
Organism: Acaulospora morrowiae
Lineage: Eukaryota; Fungi; Glomeromycota; Glomeromycetes; Diversisporales; Acaulosporaceae
Source: the annotation of a GenBank genome assembly